GGGCCGGGACGGCCGGGGGGGCCAGGGGAGCGCCGGCCGCCGCGCCGGCCUUGCCCGGCCAUGGACGAGCGGAGGAAGCCCGACCCCCGCAGGAUGGAGGAUGAAGCGGUCUUGGACAGGGGGGCUUCUUUCCUCAAGCACGUGUGCGACGAAGAAGAAGUGGAAGGCCAUCACACGAUCUACAUCGGGGUCCACGUGCCGAAGAGCUACAGGCGGAGACGGCGCCACAAGAGGAAGCCCGGCCACAAGGAGAAGAAGGAGCGGGAAAAGAUCUCUGAGAAUUACUCAGAUAAGUCCGACGUGGAGAACGCCGACGAGUCGAGCAGCAGCAUUCUCAAGCCUCUCAUCUCUCCCGCGGCCGAACGUAUCCGCUUCAUCUUGGGCGAGGAAGAUGACAACCCCACUCCGCCCCAGCUCUUCACCGAACUGGACGAACUGUUGGCCGUGGACGGGCAGGAGAUGGAGUGGAAGGAGACAGCCAGGUGGAUCAAGUUCGAGGAGAAGGUGGAGCAGGGUGGAGAGCGAUGGAGCAAGCCCCACGUCGCCACGCUGUCGCUGCACAGCUUGUUCGAGCUGCGGACGUGCAUGGAGAAAGGAUCCAUCAUGUUGGACCGGGAGGCCGCUUCUCUCCCGCAGUUAGUGGACAUGAUAGUGGAGAACCAGAUCGAGACAGGACUGUUGAGGGCCGACUUGAAGGAUAAAGUGACGUACACCCUGCUCCGGAAACACCGGCACCAAACCAAGAAAUCCAACCUCCGCUCCCUGGCAGACAUCGGGAAGACGGUCUCUAGUGCAAGUAGGAUGUUUAGCGGCACCGAUAAUGGCAGCCCGGCCAUGACCCAUCGGAACCUGACCUCCUCCAGUUUGAAUGACAUUUCUGAUAAACCAGAGAAGGACCAGCUGAAGAAUAAGUUCAUGAAGAAGCUGCCCCGGGACGCGGAAGCCUCCAACGUGCUGGUCGGGGAGGUGGACUUCCUGGAGACCCCUUUCAUCGCCUUUGUGAGGCUGCAGCAGGCCGUCAUGCUGGGGGCCCUGACAGAGGUGCCGGUGCCCACCCGGUUCCUCUUCAUUCUCCUGGGUCCAAAGGGAAAAGCCAAGUCCUAUCACGAGAUCGGCAGAGCCAUCGCCACCUUGAUGUCUGACGAGGUGUUCCACGACAUUGCCUAUAAGGCUAAAGACCGGCAGGACCUGAUCGCUGGCAUUGAUGAGUUCCUGGAUGAGGUCAUCGUCCUCCCUCCCGGCGAGUGGGACCCCACCAUCAGGAUAGAACCCCCCAAGUCUCUCCCAUCCUCGGACAAAAGGAAGAACAUGUACUCAGGUGGAGAGAACGUGCAGAUGAAUGGCGACGCCCCUCAUGACGGAGGCCACGGAGGUGGUGGCCAUGGGGACUGUGAAGAGCUACAGCGAACAGGAAGAUUUUGCGGUGGGCUGAUCAAAGAUAUCAAGAGGAAAGCGCCGUUUUUCGCCAGCGACUUUUACGACGCUUUAAACAUCCAAGCCCUUUCGGCCAUUCUCUUCAUCUACCUGGGAACCGUCACCAACGCCAUCACGUUCGGAGGACUGCUCGGGGAUGCCACCGAAAACAUGCAGGGUGUUUUGGAGAGCUUCCUGGGCACAGCAGUUUCUGGAGCCAUCUUCUGCCUUUUCGCCGGCCAACCCCUCACCAUCCUCAGCAGCACAGGCCCCGUCCUGGUCUUCGAGAGGCUUCUAUUUAAUUUCAGCAAAGACAAUCAGUUCGACUAUUUGCAUUUCCGCCUCUGGAUCGGCCUGUGGUCGGCCUUCCUCUGUCUGCUUCUGGUGGCCACCGAUGCCAGCUUCCUGGUGCAGUAUUUCACCCGCUUCACCGAAGAGGGCUUCUCCUCCCUGAUCAGCUUCAUCUUCAUCUACGAUGCCUUCAAGAAGAUGAUCAAGUUGGCCGACUAUUACCCCAUCAACUCCGACUUCAAAGUGGACUACAUCACGCAAUUCACCUGCGCCUGUCUCCCUCCGCACACUGUCAAUGUGUCAAUACCGAAUGAGACAACAGCAGCCCCUGUGGAUAUGCUGACUAGCUCAUCGUCAGAGACGUACCACAAUAGCACCAUCGACUGGGCAUCCUUGUCCAAGAAGGAGUGCUUGAAAUACGGCGGAGAACUCGUGGGCAGAAACUGCGACUUCGUGCCCGACAUCACACUCAUGUCCUUUAUCCUCUUCCUCGGCACAUACACGUGUUCCAUGGCCCUGAAGAAAUUCAAAACCAGCCGCUACUUUCCGACCACGGCCCGGAAGCUGAUCAGUGACUUUGCUAUCAUCCUGUCCAUCUUCAUCUUCUGUGGCAUAGAUGCCCUGGUGGGAGUGGACACUCCAAAACUGAUUGUGCCGAGUGAGUUCAAGCCGACGAGUCCAAACCGAGGUUGGUUCGUGGCCCCUUUUGGAGGGAAUCCUUGGUGGGUGUAUCUCGCCGCGGCGAUCCCGGCCCUGCUGGUGACCAUUCUGAUCUUCAUGGACCAGCAGAUCACAGCCGUCAUCGUCAACAGGAAAGAACACAAGCUCAAGAAAGGUGCAGGGUAUCAUCUGGAUCUAUUUUGGGUGGCCAUCCUCAUGAUUAUCUGCUCUUUCAUGGCCCUCCCUUGGUACGUGGCAGCGACCGUCAUUUCCAUAGCUCACAUCGACAGCCUCAAGAUGGAGACCGAGACUUCAGCCCCGGGAGAACAGCCUAAGUUCUUGGGAGUAAGGGAGCAGAGAGUCACUGGAACCCUUGUGUUCAUUCUGACUGGUCUGUCGGUUUUUAUGGCUCCCAUCCUCAAGUUCAUUCCCAUGCCCGUGCUGUAUGGCGUGUUCCUCUACAUGGGUGUUGCGUCCCUUAACGGUGUACAGUUCAUGGAUCGCCUGAAGCUGCUGCUGAUGCCCCUUAAGCACCAGCCCGAUUUCAUCUACCUACGCCACGUGCCACUUCGCCGGGUCCACCUCUUCACGUUCCUGCAGAUACUGUGUCUGGCUCUUCUCUGGAUUCUCAAGUCCACCGUCGCGGCCAUCAUAUUCCCGGUCAUGAUCCUGGCCCUGGUGGCCGUCAGGAAAGGGAUGGACUACCUCUUCUCUCAGCAUGACCUCAGCUUCCUCGAUGAUGUCAUUCCCGAAAAGGACAAGAAGAAGAAGGAGGACGAGAAGAAAAAGAAAAAGAAGAAAGGCAGUUUGGAUAGCGACAAUGAUGACUCUGACUGUCCUUACUCAGAAAAAGUCCCAAGUAUUAAAAUUCCAAUGGACAUCAUGGAACAACAACCUUUCCUAAGUGAGAGCAAACCUUCCGACAGAGAAAAAUCACCAACAUUCCUUGAACGCCAUACAUCGUGCUGAAAAAAUUCCUUUCCUUCAGUCACUUGGCAUGCCAAGCCCUCCAAGAACUCCAGUCAGAGUUGUGCCUCAAAUUAGAAUAGAACUUGAGCCAGAAGACAAUGGUUAUUUCUGGAGGAGCAAGGGAACAGAAACUACAUUGUAACCUGUUUGUCUCUUAAACACUGAACUCUUAUCACUGUUUUGUCAUUAGCUAAACCCCACAGAGCUCUCUGCUUCUCCCCCGCUUAGGUAAAAUUGAAACAGCCAUGCAUCUCUCCACGAAAACAUCUGCAGAAGAGUUUCCCCCCUUUUCCUUUCGCACACGUUGCCGACUUUCUUCCGACUCACAAAUCCUUUAUCCCUCAGUACCACCCCAACCCUGACCUCUCCCCACCCGUUUUUAAGCAGAGGGCGGUAGGGUUGAGGAUUUUGUAACACCAUUUUGCAAAGGGCGGAAGAACCGACUCCGGGCAUUCACCCUAACCUGGUUGGUUUUUCUGUUGGGAAGAACACCGCGUGCCCAAGAGGCUGACUCUGAAAUCGUAGCUUCUCUAGCUCUGCGUGACAGGAAAGUGCUGCUAAUACUUAAUAGUCCUGUGCUUCUAGAAAGCUCUAGAAGGUACUUCCCUCACUCCCCGCUCCUCAGAACCAUCACCACCACUGUAGCAAGUGUCCUCCCUUUUCCUAUGCAACUUUUUUUUUUUUAAUCCUUUAAUGGACUUACCCGUUGAGUACAUUGAAGACUAUGUUUUUCUUCCUAGAUUUUGUUGUUAAAUUAUGGAGGCCUAACCUGCAACUUAUUUUUUGUCAAUUUUUUAAAAAACUUUUUUUUUAAUUACUGUAAAGAAAAUGAAUUUUUCCUGCAGCAGGAAAUUUAGUUUUUGAGUAGUUCUACCUCUUAUUUGUAGCUGCCAGGCUUUCUGUAAAAAUGUAUUGUAUAUAAUGUGAUUUUUUUACACACCCCCAAACACACACACACACAGUCUCGAGGGCAAGCCGCAGGCUCAGUCAGAUCAUCCACACAGCCUCUCUGCAGCACCCACUUUCGUGAUUUGUUUCAAGGAUCCUAACGCUUCCGUGAAGGAGACGCAGGGUUUAACGGCUUGUGGCUUAGGACCAGUAGGAUAACUCCGGUGGCAAUCGACCGAGGUACUGACUCCCCCCUCCUGAUAGGACCUGAGGACAGACACUGAUUGUAUUCGGAUCCUGAUUUCCUAUGCAGUAUUCUUUCAUGGAGAAACCUGCGUGUGUUAUGGUCUGUGUCUCCGCAACUUGCACGAGCGGUUGAGCGCGCAGGUUAGAGUGGAAGAGCUUUGGUAGACCAAGGGAGAGGCCACUGAACUCCCCUAAUCAGUCAGGACAAAACCCUUCAUCCCUCACCUCCCCUGCUCGACAGCAGGGUUGCCUGGAAAACUCACCACUUGGGUAAACCAGGGGUUGGAGAUGUGCACCACCUGAUUUAAUUCUCCUUUGCUGAUGGAUCGGCCCAUCCUUCCCACUUAAGAUCCCUAAAUGAGAAUAGCAUUUCCAUACCUGAACCGUGGACACGCGCGAAUGCAGAUAGUGCAUCUGUCGGCGUACUGAUGGAUAAGAUACUGCAUUAGACCCAUACCACUUUUUUUUUAAAUGAACUAGGUCGUUGGUGUUGGGAACUUUUACAAAUCUGGUUUUGUAUAGAAACAUAUAUUUCUACACUAAGGUAACCAUUUUGGACAUUGCCUAUUUGUAGCCAAACUUAGCAUGGGGUUUUAAAUGUGAAAUUUUUUUAACAAGUUGCAUUGUAUGUUGCGAAUGAAAGCUGACCGUCCCAAAUUUUGGACCUGUGGUCCAGGAUGCACGUGACUAAAUUUGGGAUGGGUCCACACUGGAACACGUAGGAGGAGGGCUAGGAGUAGAAUGAAACCACUAAUUUGUGGUUUCAAAAUCUGGUCGGCGUAUUGGGCCCGAUUCACACCCUGUUUGACUUUGGAGGAGUUUUGCCCCUCUGGAAAUGACUGUUUUGGUUUGUAAAGGGUGGAGACAAAGUAGCUAUUACAAUAAUUGUCAUCCUGAAAUAGUGACUCCGUUUGCAAAACCCAAGAACCCGAAAGAAAUAUUUCCCCGUAUGUGAUAGAUUUAUGGUCCGCGACACUUUUUAAUUGAAACGUUUAGAGGAAACGAACACUUUUUUUACGGUGCUGAGAUCUAGCAUGCCGAAUUUAGCCGCAGCUGCGUAACUAUAGCUACCCCCCAAAACACAGCUAUAUUAAGGCCAUAUUUAUCUCAGUUUAUUGUCCUCCAAUGCGAUGCUGAAGAGAACUUACUGACAAUGCUUUCUCCAGGGCUUUAUCGAAGGAGAGAGCGGACUGUCUAAAGUCAAACCUAACCGUACCCACGAUGUGGAUGAGCCCAAGAUCCCCGUUUCGUCAUUUAGGAACUCUAGGUGGAACAACUCUGUGUUGUCCCAAGUGGGAUCGAACGUUCCAGAACAAACAGUGGGCCGACUUGAGCCACUUCCUAGACUGUGGAACUCCAGCUCUGGAAGAAAAUGCGGAGAUGCGACGUUGAGGGUGUCAGGCGGGGUCACUAGGGAGAGAAAAGGGGACGAUCGUAGGGGAGUCGAAGGGAGGAGUGUGGUUGUACUGUUUUAAUCAGACCAGGUUAAAAGGCCACGCUGGUCCUCUAGGAGGGCAACGAUUAGCCUCACAUGGAACAGGGAUCUUCUAUCUACCCCACCACUUUAGGGUUUGGCGCACAGUCGGAGCUUCAAAAAUAUCACCAUUAUCAUUAUUGUACUUUGGGAGCUGAGUUUAGUUUGGGGAAGACUGCCAACUCCACUGUACUCUCCCAAAUGUUUUGUCCAGUGGUCUGCACGUAGUAAGUGCUCAAUAAAUGCCUCUGAUCGAUGAUAAAGGAGGGUUACCUCAUUGAAAAGCAGCACUGAGAUUCUCCACUUUCAUCUUCAAAGAGAAGAAUUGAAAUGACAACCACGUCAGUUUCCGGACACCCUUUAGCCGGUUCUGAAAAAUACUGGCACCUCCAAGGUUUAGGGAGGAUAUUUGGGGCAGAGGGUACCCCCUCCCCCCUCCCCGACCUUUCUGUAAGGGGCACACAGUGAUAUCUUUGGAAAUGGCUUAUGUGGAAUCACUUCAAAUGUACGUUGCGGGAGGUGGUGUAGCCAAGCACUGGUCAAUCAGAUUGGUUUGGUUUGCCAGUCGUCCGCUGGAUUGGAGGGGUGGGAAACGAGAGGGGCUUGUUUAAGGUCAGUCUGAGCCAUGAUAAUAAACUGCUUAGGUUUGGGAGUGGGAACUUCAUCCAACACCCCUUUGAGACCCUGUCAUCGUCCUCUGUACGGGGUGAGAUGAGGGUUUGAAAAUCUGCUUAGCCGGACAAUGUACAGAGGGAGUUUUAAACAAGACCUGUUCCCUCUUGCCUGCUCUACUCCAAACCCUUCUCAAACUCAGCGAAAAACAAAAGAACAGCGAGUCUUAGUUCCCUCCUCUGCCCUCAAACCCCAAAAGCAUGGCAUAAAGGCUGCCUGUGACGCCCUGGAUAGUCAAUAUGAAACUCCACAUACUGUACUUGUAGACAUAUGACGUACACAUACGUUCACAAGCUCACACCCACGCACACAUACCCAGAGUGCAUACUAUGUGUUCUAAAAAUUAGCGAUCAAUUAUCCAGAAAACUUUUGUCUUCCGGAGCUUUUUGAACCAUGUUCAAUGUACUUGAAAUGUAUUAACUGCUGAACCGAAUCUUCUCUUUCCUGUUCUUUUUCGUUUUUAAUUUAAAGUUUGAGCUGUUACCUAGAGGUUGGCACCGUUCAGGGAUGGAACAGAUAGAUAUUUCGACUUCUCCUUUCGUACCACUUAGUGAUUUUGCUGCAGAUGCCGGGAUACUUUCUUGUGUUCCCUUGGCAUUAGCUCUGCCCAGUCUCAAGGCCUUCCGGGCUGAACGUUUUUUCUAGCACUUGACUAUCGAGAGGAAGGGACGUGGGAUCAGUGCAGAUGCACGGUUUCAUCCUACUUCGUUUCAUCCUCGAUACCGAAAGGGGUAUCUUGUAUGCUCACGAAAACCGUCGAAAUGUGCUUUGACCAGACAUUUGGGAUAUGUCGUAUUUCUUGGUUCGUACGUUUGGCCUCCAUGGGUGUUCAUAGGAAAAAUGUGAGUUUCUGAUUCCCACUUCCUAGGCAAACUGCAGCAGUGGGAUAGCAACUCAGGGUGAAAAUCAUCCAGUGAAACGAACAGAGCCAGAAAUAACCUUGUCCCCGGACCUUCAAUGUGAAAUGGGUGAAUCGCAGUCUCUCUUUCUCUCUCUCUCUUUCUCUCACACACCUCUUAUUGGCCAUUUUCAUGGCUGGAACUUAUUACUCUUUGGAAUCAAUAUGCACUUUCAGAUAGUCUCCUUUUUAGUCUCUUAAAAGUCUAUUAGUUUUGGAGGAAUGAUGCAUCUCUUUUUGCUAAAUGAAGAUCAACAUGGUGGAACAAAGCGAAAAAAAGAACAGAAAACAUUUCAAUAGAUUAAUCUUUUUUUCCAAUAUAAAACAUGAAAUUCCUAUAACAUAGUAUUUUACAGUUUUAUGAAGCUUUCUAUUGUGACUUUUAUGGAAUCAAGAGAUGAAGAAGAUGAGAUAUUUUAGCAUUUAUAUUUUUCAAAAUUAAAUGUAUACUUAAAAUAAAGUAACUUUAUGCAUU
Molecule: messenger RNA, 7986 nt
Organism: Ornithorhynchus anatinus (platypus)
Lineage: Eukaryota; Metazoa; Chordata; Mammalia; Monotremata; Ornithorhynchidae
Gene: SLC4A4
Product: solute carrier family 4 member 4
Exons: 26
Coding region: 61-3333 (1090 amino acids)
Biological process (GO): regulation of intracellular pH; bicarbonate transport; monoatomic anion transport
Cellular component (GO): basolateral plasma membrane; plasma membrane
Molecular function (GO): monoatomic anion transmembrane transporter activity; sodium:bicarbonate symporter activity; solute:inorganic anion antiporter activity
Source: RefSeq, a predicted model, not a curated record